AUGAAUCGCUUCAGCAGAGUUUCAUCUUCGGCUAAAUCUUCCCGGAGUGUGGAGAAAAUUCACAAUGAGAAGAAGAAAAGUGCUCGAAGAAAUGCACAAACGGCUCUUCCUCGCAAAAGACACAGAACCUGCCUGAUGAGGCAGAGAAGCAGUGCUGAUGAUGACUUUGAGGAGAGCAUUUGGCAUUUGGUCAGAGAGGAUGUCAGUGAGGAAUUUCGUGAAUUUCCUCCUUCACAGGAAGAUAAACCACAAAACAAGACAAUUUCUCAGCAGGAGCGCAAGAAAUUGGCCGAAGAGUGUGAAAAGAGGAAGCAGCGAUUGCAGGAAAUAGACAAGAUACGAGCCAGUAAGAAGAUUCCAGAGAAAUCCCUGCUGGAUGUGAACGAGGAUGAUCAAGUUGUGCUUCUGGACCGCGCCUUCGUGGCGAAGCAGGAGCAAGAGGAGGAGGUGAAGAGAGCUAACAGAUUGAUCCUCGCCACCAAAUGCCAUGUAAUUCGUGAUGCUCAGAUCGCCGAGAAGAACGAGAUCGACAGGGAAUUGCGCCAGGAGGAUGUGCGCCUGGAGAGGAUAAUGCUGGAGGACAGAGAGAAGGCCCUCAAAGAGGCAGAAGUGCGCAUCCAGAAGGAGAAAGUCCUGAACGUUCUGCACGCCUCGGAGUUGCAAAAGCAACUCGAGGAGCGCGAGAAGAAGCGCCACAGAGAAGCGGAGAGGAUUGAGAAUGAAGCACAGAGAAUGGCCAGAGCUCAAGUGGUGCUCCAGAGGGAUUUGGAGGAGCGCGAGCAGUUGCAGCGGGAGAAGAAUCAGAAGCUCAGGGAUGAUCUUCAUCGCGCCAAUGAGUUGUCUGAGUGGUUCCGACGCAUGGAGUUCGAGAGGGAGCGGAUUGAGGAGAUGAGGAUCCAAGAGUACAUGCGGAAGAGACAGCAGAGGGAGGAAAAACUCGAGCAGGAGCGCCAGCUUGCCAGGGAGAGGCGCGAGAGAGAGAACGAUCGGAUGCUGAAGCAGCAACAGAAAGUGAUUGACGCGGCCAUCGAGCGAUUCGACAUCAUGAUUCGCCGGGAGCAGGAGCUCAAGGAGCGAGAGUUUCGCCAGCGAGAGAAGGAGGCUGUCAUCAGGCGGAAGGAAGCCGAGCAGGCGAUCAUGGAGGCGCGACACAAGCAACAGGAGGAAGUGCGAAAGCUGCGGAUGAAGGAAAUCGAGAAAGAUCGCGCAGAUCACGCCAGAGUUCUGCAGAAGCUGCGAUCGGAGGAGGAGAAGGAAAAGUCCCUGGAGAAGCUUCGGCACGCCGGGAGGGAGAAGUACAGGAAGGAGAUAAUUGAUCAGAUGAAGGAGAGAGAAAUUUUCAGGCAGAAAAUGCGAGUAAAGGCUCGAGAUGAGUUGAAUGCCGUGAGAGAAGCUGAGAAAUUGAGGGAAAUGAAUAUUCGGCAGGUGAUUUCGUCGAAAAUUCAGCAAAUGCGCUCCAGUAAAAUCCCAGAAAAAUUCAUCCAUGAUGUGGAAAGACAGCUGAAGAUCGACAAUAGCUAA
This is a messenger RNA of Phlebotomus argentipes, 1521 nucleotides long. Its product is annotated as cilia- and flagella-associated protein 45-like. Lineage: Eukaryota; Metazoa; Arthropoda; Insecta; Diptera; Psychodidae. Bases 1 to 1521 code for a protein of 506 amino acids. The record is from RefSeq and is a predicted model, not a curated record. The transcript has 2 exons.